AUGCUUAUGUGUAGACAAGGCCCCCCAAAACCCACUAAAAGGAAAAGGUGCAUCUGGUGGUGGUCAUCUGGCUCGCUCGUGCCAGCCGACGACAGUGCCAACGACCGCGUGAUUCGCGCCCUGGCUCUGCCCAUCCUCGUCCUCCGGUUCUGGCUGCGCGAGGCUCAGGCUCGGGCCCAUCAUGUGCAAGGCACGGCCGCCCCGUGGCCGGGGUGGGCCAGCCCGCUUCGACAGCGCGCGCCAGAGGCGGCGACCUCUAUUAGGUACGGCAGCGGGCGGGGCCUAAUGCACCUGCGGCAGCAGUCAUUCGAGGUUGGCUUGUGCGCAUGA
This is a messenger RNA of Purpureocillium lilacinum, 330 nucleotides long. NCBI's taxonomy places the organism in Eukaryota, Fungi, Ascomycota, Sordariomycetes, Hypocreales, Ophiocordycipitaceae. The record is from RefSeq and is a predicted model, not a curated record.